Messenger RNA from Aspergillus steynii IBT 23096, 1452 nucleotides. RefSeq lists its product as uncharacterized. The transcript has a single exon. The record is from RefSeq and is a predicted model, not a curated record. Lineage: Eukaryota; Fungi; Ascomycota; Eurotiomycetes; Eurotiales; Aspergillaceae. Bases 1 to 1452 code for a protein of 483 amino acids. Gene Ontology annotation, molecular function: acyltransferase activity, transferring groups other than amino-acyl groups.
AUGGCCUUGAAAGCUGCUGCGGAAACACAUCCACUCUCCUUCGAGCCCUACACUUUAACACCGCUUGACUGGGUCAACCUACCCAUCCAUGUGCCUCUCGUCUUCGUCUUCACUCCUCCCAGUAUUCCAGCAGGAGUUGAAGCAUUGGAGCACGGUAUUUCCCGUCUCGUGGCACAGCUUCCAUUCCUAGCCGGCAAUGUUGUUCUCCAUCCGGGCAACGGGGGCUCCGUGGAGCCUCCUAGUGACAAAUAUCUAGAGGAGGACCCGGUAAUCCGCAUUGAGACUCAUCCACAAAGCAUUUCCAUUAUCCACGAGCCUAAUUUUGGCUUCAACGAUAGCCUCUCUAGCGACACCUUCCUCCCGAUCCCUAUGUCACUGAACGUCAAGGAGAUCAGCCCUGUCAUUCGGUUUUGUAUCAAUGUUAUGACUGAUGGACUGAUCCUAUGUAUAUCAAUUCACCACGCUGCCAUGGAUGGAUUGGGAGUGAUGAACAUAGUGAGGAUGAUAGGCUUAUGCUGUGCCAGUCCUGGCAAGCCCCGUCUCCCUGUGUCCCCUCUUACCGAGGCCUCUGUUCGAGCCAGGUUAUCGAAUAUUUCAACCGACGGAUCCUUCAUGGACAUGCAAAGCUACGGUCCCGAUCACUGGUCGCAGUCUCGUCUCAUAAGCUGCGAGUUCCUGUUCUCGGCCAAGAGGAUUCGUCAAUUAGGGAUACUCUGCAAUGUCGCUCUCAAACAGUCGUGUCUGGAGAAGGAUGCAGGCAAUGGAGAUAGAAAGUCUGUCAAUGAGCUCUCAACUAGCGACGUGUUCUCCGCGCUGCUGUGGCUUUGCACGACGCGCGCUCGGUCCCGAGCCCAGUUGCUAUCGCCACCGUCAAAUACUUAUGCUACAGAAACCACUCGCCUCGGAGUGGCAGUCAGCAUCCGUGACAUCCGUGACAUCCUGAAGCCUCCGAUUCCCCUAACCUACCUUGGAAACGCCAUGGUUGUCGCAUCCGACACCCACGUGCGUCAUGAAAUGGAGGCCCCCAGGGCUACCACCGCCACCUCCAUCGACAAAGACGAAGUAUUGGUACUGGCCAAUCUCGCAUCCAAGGUUCGUCAUACCAUACAGGUUGUGGACGGUCAUUAUGUUCGUCAGGUGGUGAGGCAUAUCAAAGCAAGCCAGGACUGUCAAGACGCAUCGUUCUAUUUCCCAGAUACGUUCGUAACAAAUCUGCGAUUGCUAGACCUGCGUCAGUGGGAUUUUGGCCCGGUGCUGGGUCAGAUAGUAAAUUUCGAUCAUUUGGAGACGAGAAUUAACGGGCUUUGUUCGAUUCAUCCACGAUGUGGAGGGACUUCUGGAGAGUCGCCAUGGAAGGUUCGGGUGAAUUUGGAACCGGAGGCGAUGGAUCGGUUACGGGGGGAUGCGUUGAUUAGAUGGGCGGCAGAGAAAGAUACAGCAUGUAAGCUGUAA